AAUGCGCAGUCGAUCUCGCGACUUACGCGUGAUCGCGAUAACAAAUCUAUCUUUUUUUCAGUUGUAUUUUCCGUGCGUGAACUGCGCUACAUACAUUCGUAGGUUAGGAGGGAGAAAACGAGAAGAAGCAAAACAUAAAAAGUGAACUUUUGAACGGACGCAUUAUUCAGCAUUAUUAGCUCACACGAUCUGCGUAUUGUUUAUUCGGCGCCACGACGUGCGCAGUAGUGCGCGCGUGGCCGAGCGCGAGGUACAGUCCGUUUGGGUAGAGGUAAGCACAGAGUGUUCGUAGUUCAUUGUAGUUGCAUCGAGACUCCGAUGAUUAAUGUCACGGUCAGCUGUGCUGUUGUUCAGUGUGCGCUGCCCUCGUCAAGACACGCCGAACCGAGAGAUGUGCGAAAUUUGCUGAGGGACGUCGCACGCGCCCGUUUAUCGACGUAUUACAGGCGUAUUCGGCGCGCUUCGCCAAGAUGGUAGAGCCUAUCUUCGAUUACCAGUUUCGACUGAUACUGAUUGGCGACAGUACAGUCGGGAAGAGUUCUCUCCUCAAGUAUUUCACCGAUGGCAAGUUCGCGGAGCUUUCAGAUCCAACAGUUGGUGUAGACUUUUUUGCGAGGUUAAUAGAAGUUAAAGAUGGUACAAGGAUAAAAUUACAAUUAUGGGAUACAGCUGGUCAAGAAAGAUUUAGGUCAAUUACAAAAUCUUACUACAGGAAUUCUGUAGGAGCACUUCUUGUGUACGACGUUUGUAAUAGAGCAAGCUUUGAGCAUAUACCUCAAUGGAUGAUGGAAGCUCGCAGACAUAUUGAGCCGCAUCGCCCCGUUUUUGCUUUGGUAGGCUGUAAGUUAGAUUUAGUAACUAAUGGCGGUAGACGGGAAGUCUCGAAAGAAGAAGCCAGAGCAUUUGCUGAUGAACAUGGUGUACAUCAUAUUGAGACCAGUGCAAAAACUGGUAUAAAUGUUGAAGAAGCGUUUCGAACGGUUACUCAAGAAGUUUAUAACAGGAUACAAACUGGUGAAUACAAAGUAGAAGAUGGUUGGGAUGGCAUCAAAACUGGAUUUGCCAGGCCUGGUGGUUUAGAUUUUAAUCUAGUCGAGGCAGAACCAGCAAAGACUUCGUGUUGUUAAGUCGUUAUUUUGAUUAUAGCUUUUUGAUUCACUAAAACAAGUAAAAAACAAAAAAGAUUUAAGAGAAUGCAGAUAGAAGAGUUAUUUCAAAGAAAAUAUUGUGAAUAUAUAAUUUCAUUGAAAGUGAAUGUAUAUUGUCUUGUCAUUUACAUACUUAUAUGCUUCAGAUUGUAAAGUCAUUUAUUACAUUAAUAUAGAUUGCUCUAUUUGCAUAUUAUUUUAUCCUGUUACAUAGCCACAUGUUACAGACACAAAUUUUUUUAUUCAUAUGACAGAUAACUUUCUUCUGCAUUCUUGUUUUAGGGAAAAGACUAACAAUUGAAAAUUAUGUAUACAUCUGGGUUAGACAUUUUUGUAUAUAAAUAUAUAAAUAUCAAGCGACUAACAAAAUUCAUAGUUUCGUAUAGUAUAAUUAAAGAUUGUUAAAAGAAAGAAAACUUACAUUACAUAAAUACAAGCAUUCUAAAAGACGUGAUUCUUCAAUUAUGAAUUGAAAAGAUGUCAAUUCACUUUUAUGUCCCCCAAAAAAAAAACAUUUUUUAUCCCUUUUCAAUGAUAUACAUAUCUUGCUCAUUUUUUCAAGUUGUGCCAAGUUUAUACUCUAAAGUUAAACACUUUGAAAUGGUAGUAAUCAGAGUAGCCUUUCUUUUCUUUCAUUUAGAAAUAUCUAUUCGUACAAAUAGUAUAUGUUGCUACCAAUUUUAAUCCUUGCCUAUAGGCAUAUUUACAACUUACAUGUAUGAGUAAUAUUUUAAAGUUACAAAUAAUUUUCGAUUUGCUAAAACGUUUACGUAAUCGGAUUCUGUAAGCAAUAUUAGGUUUGUCGGAACGUUGAAUUUUUACAAUGAAUUAGAAGUGAAAUAUUGUACAAUUUUUAUCAGCUGUGUCAACUUUGUGAACACUACGAAUUUUGUUAGUUAUCUGAUACAUUAAUAAUAUAAUAUUGUAACAUAUAAGAGCGUUGAACUAGGAUUGUUUUUAACUAUUUUAAAGACAAAAUACAUGCAACAUUAUGCAAAGCAUUUUAAAUCUAUAAAAUUUUCAUAAUCGAGCUUUGAUGUAUUUUGCUAAACACAUCAAUAAUGUUAUUCAAUAAAAGGCAACGGCUGUGCAACGGCUUUGUUGAAAAUUCGUUUUCUUUAUGGGAUAAUAAACAUUUAUUUCCACAUCA
Molecule: messenger RNA, 2298 nt
Organism: Linepithema humile (Argentine ant)
Lineage: Eukaryota; Metazoa; Arthropoda; Insecta; Hymenoptera; Formicidae
Gene: Rab39
Product: RAS oncogene family member Rab39
Biological process (GO): vesicle-mediated transport; Rab protein signal transduction
Cellular component (GO): Golgi apparatus
Molecular function (GO): GTPase activity; GTP binding
Source: RefSeq, a predicted model, not a curated record